Messenger RNA from Linum tenue, 2460 nucleotides. NCBI's taxonomy places the organism in Eukaryota, Viridiplantae, Streptophyta, Magnoliopsida, Malpighiales, Linaceae. The record is from the annotation of a GenBank genome assembly.
AUUCGCUAGCUGCCGAUCGAGCUAGCUAGAUCUCUCUCCGUAGCUCGCCGGAAAUCAUAUAACUUCGUUAAAACUUUAUUAAUUCUAUCUGUUCCCGUGGUUUCGCAAAUGGCGCGGGUGGAAGAGCCACGGCGGCGGCAUGGUGGUGGUGAUGACGGCGACGAUAAGGGGACGGUGGUGAUCGAGCUGGGGAGCUUCGCGUUGGAGACGGCCGCCGAGUACUGCGGCCGGCAGAGGCCUGCCGGCGACGACGAUCACAGCUCCCAAUUGUCGGCCAGGGAGAUGGAAGCCCUCACGGCUCUCUGCGACACCUUCUUGCCCUCCAUCACGAUGACGCCGGCGAAGACCGUCGAUCCCUCCGUCGCCGCGUUCUACCAAACGUCGGCUUCCAUGGCCGGGACUCCUCAACGGAUAGGAAGGAUAAUAAGUGAGAGAUUGGAGCACCCAAAGGUCUGGCUGAUAAGACUUGCCUUCUGGCUGCUUUCAACAUGGAUUGGGACCUUCCUCUUCUGCGGGAGGAAGAGCAUCUGUGGUCGAUUCCCAUUCUUCCUCAGUUUCCCUCAAAUCCCUCUGCAGGGAAGGGAACAGAUCCUCCUCAACUGGUCUCAAAGCUACUUCUUCCUCCUCAGGAUGCUCUUCAAGACUUUGAAACUCAUCAUCCCACUUGUUUUCUUCUCCCAGGUAGAUGAGAAGAAUGAGAACCCGGCAUGGAAAGCAAUUGGCUAUCCUGGACCAGACCCAGCUGCUGCUGAUGAUCAUCAUCAUUCCACCACUAAAGAAGACAUCUAUGGACCACUCUGCAAAGGUCUCAUUCACAUGAACCUUCCAAAGAGCAUAGUUGCAGACUGCCUACACAGAUCAAGAUUUCCAGCCACCAUCUGUCGCGCUACGGGAACAUUCAACAUCAAAUGUGAUGCCGUAGUAGUUGGCUCUGGCUCGGGAGGUGGUGUGAUUGCUGGUGUACUAGCAAAAGCCGGGUACAAAGUGCUUGUCCUGGAGAAAGGAAGCUACUUAGCCAGAAGCAACCUCUCACUCUUGGAAGGCCCUUCCAUGGACCAAAUGUACCUCUCGGGAGGUCUCAUGGCCACCGACGAUAUGAGCUUCGUGGUCCUCGCGGGCUCCACAGUGGGAGGUGGCUCCACAAUCAACUGGUCCGCUUCGCUCGAAACCCCGCAGAAUGUGACCAAAGAGUGGAGCGAUGACCAUCAAUUAGAGCUUUUUGAGAGCAAGAUGUAUAGAGAAGCAAUCCAGGUUGUUUGCGAGAGGAUGGGGGUUCAGUCCCAAAUCCAUGGAGGGGAAGGACUCAACAAUGCUGUGCUUAGAAAAGGGUGCCAGAAAUUGGGGUAUCCGGUGCACGACAUUCCGAGGAAUUCCGACCCAAAUCACUACUGCGGCUGGUGCAACUUUGGGUGCAAGAAUGGGCAGAAGAAGGGAACUUCGGAGACAUGGCUAGUAGACUUGGUGGAUUCAGGGAAUGGCGUGAUUCUCCCAGGCUGCAAUGCAGUCCAAGUCCUGCACGAAAGGAAGAAAGGAAAAUCAUCAACAAAUCGAGAAAAGGCAACUGGGGUCGUAUUCGAAUUCGAAUCAUACGGUGGAGGAUCGAGGACGAAAAUUACCUGCAGGGUUGAAUCCAAAGUCACAAUAGUCGCUUGCGGAGCUCUCAGCACUCCGCCAUUGCUGCAGAGAAGCGGCCUGAAGAAUCCCCACAUCGGGAAGAAUCUCCACCUCCACCCAGUCACAAUGGCGUGGGGAUACUUCCCAGAAGAAGAAGAACUGAAGCAGAAGAGCUACGAAGGAGGAAUAAUAACAGCAAUGUCACGGGUUAUUGCCGACGAAUCAACGGACGGGUCCUAUGGGGCAAUUAUUCAAACACCUUCUCUGCAUCCAGGAAUGUUCUCAGGUCUAAUGCCGUGGGUCUCCGGAUCCGACAUGAAACGGAGGAUGACAAGGUUUUCGCGAACUGCCCACGUAUUUACCUUGGUGAGGGAUAAGGGAUCCGGAACCGUCGGAGAUUCUCACAGCAGAAUCAGCUACAGGGUGGGAGAUUCCGACGAGAGGAAUCUGCAGAAGGGGGUGGAGAAGAUGCUAAGGAUUCUGGCGGCGGCCGGAGCGGAAGAGAUCGGGACGCAUAAUUUGGGCGGGAAGAGCAUAAACGCGAAGAAAGCGAGCCGCGAUGAGUUCGAGAGGUUUGUGAAGGAGGAGAGCCGGCGGCCGGUGAGAGGACUGGCGACGCAGCUGUGCUCGGCGCACCAGAUGGGGAGCUGCCGGAUGGGGGCGGAUCCGGCGGCGUCGGCGGUGAAGGAGACGGGGGAAACGUGGGAAGUCGAAGGGCUUUACGUGGCGGAUUCCAGCGUGUUCCCGACGGCGCUUGGGGUGAAUCCCAUGGUCACCGUUCAGGCGAUCGCUUAUUGCACGGCUCAGUCGGUUCUUGAGCACCUCAAGCGGAAGAAAUUUUGUUGA